Quercus robur (English oak) is the source of this 948-nucleotide messenger RNA. Its product is annotated as thaumatin-like protein. The record is from RefSeq and is a predicted model, not a curated record. The transcript is spliced from 2 exons. Gene Ontology annotation, cellular component: extracellular region. Lineage: Eukaryota; Viridiplantae; Streptophyta; Magnoliopsida; Fagales; Fagaceae. Bases 3 to 785 code for a protein of 260 amino acids. Gene Ontology annotation, biological process: defense response.
ACAUGAAGCUGCUAGAGCUAGCUGCUACUGCAUUCUUUCUCUUCCUGGCAUCGCAUUUGAUGCUGACUGGGAGUGUAGCCGCAUAUCAAGUUACACUUAACGUGCACAACAAAUGCCUUUUUCCUAUAUGGCCUGCAACAGCACCAAAUACUGGCUAUCCAGUGAUAGCUGAUGGUGGUUUCUAUCUUCCAUCAGGCAAGAUUCAACGUAUUUAUGCUCCAUUGACAUGGAGUGGCCGGAUUUGGGCCCGAACAGGCUGCAAAUUCAAAUCCAAUUGGAAACCCGCCUGUGAAACCGGUGACUGUAAAGGAAGACUAGCAUGCAAUGGACUUAUAGGCAAACCCCCAGUCACGCUAGUGCAAAUUGCACUACAUGGAAAUCAGAGCAAGUCAAGUUUUUAUGAUGUGAGCUUGGUUGAUGGCUACAACAUCCCCGUUUCAGUCACAAUAAGCCAAACACCAGAACAAUGUACCAUUAGAGGGUGCUUGCAAAGUGUGAACGACGUGUGCCCACAAGAGCUUCAGGUGUUAAAUAAAAAGGGGGAAGUGGUGGCCUGCAAAAGUGCUUGCUUGGCAUUUGAUAAAGACAUCUUUUGCUGUAGGAAUGCAUAUGGGACCCCAGAAAAGUGCCAGCCUAGCGUCUACUCAAAAAUCUUUAAGGAUGCUUGUCCUUGUUACUAUAGUUAUGCUUUUGACACACCCCCACCAUUGGUAAACUGUGCCUCGGGAGAGUAUGUGAUAACAUUCUGUCCUUCAGGUUGGGGUGAUGCAUACACAUCCAUAUAGGGUGUGUUAUAUAGCUUAUAUCUCUAUGGGUGUCUACUUUCUGAUUUGAUUAUAGGCUGAUGCUUGUCAUGCAAGUUAAUACAAUAAAUUUGUACUAAGGAUUGACUGCAGAACUUCUUGAUGUAUUAGGAGCUCCAGACCAAAAACUCAAACUUUGUUCUGA